AUGUCAAGAUCUUCCUCAAGUACGGGUACAUCAAGAGAGACCUCACCCAUGGAGGGACUAUUGGAGGCUCCUAUCCAUCGGUUUACCGGAAUUCGAAAUCUCCAAAAAGAUGUCAGAUCACAGUCUGCCGAGUUGCAAGCUGGUCGCUCAAAUCAGCAGUAUCUUAUUUUUCGAGGUGUCACAAAACGCCAUCUUGCUGAGAUAGACCGUAAGCGCGCUAGCAUAGGAAAGCAUACUCGGAUGACACAUCACACGAAUACCGAUCUAUUGAUUGUCAAGCUGAUGCCCUCCGCGAAACAUGAAGCAGCGCAUCUUACACUAGCUGAUGAUCUUAACCACAAGCUUGAAGGGAUGGGCAUACCGAAGCGAAGCUUGUUCCCUCUCGGUGGAACGAGGUUCUCCGGCUCUAGCUCCUCCAAGGAGGGAGAUGCAGCAAAUAAACCCCGCUCCCGGAGCCAGGAAACCGAUUGGCCCACAAUCGUUUUUGAGUCUGGACUGUCUGAAACGCUUGCUCGCCUGAGACAUGACGCAGGAUGGUGGCUUGCCAACUCUGAAGGGAGUGUGAAAAUUGUUAUUAUCAUCUCAAUAACGCCAGAAGAGAAGAGGCUGCAGGUUGAAAAGUGGUGCCUUUCUCAAGCCACUACACAGAGGCCGACUACUAGAGCACACCCGAAUCCCAGUCCAUUAGUUCCGACAAGAAUGCAAGAGAUUACCAUUACCCAAAAUCCCACCUCCACAACAAAUUCCACCGCUCAGCCAGGUACCACCAUUCAGCAAAGCACCGCCACAUCAUGUACCGUCGCUGGAGCGCCUCUGAUACUAGAAUUUGAAAAACUUCUUCUCCGAGCACCCGUACCGCCAGAAGACAACGUUAUCCUCACUGCAACAGAUCUUUCGGACUGGGCGAAUGAUUUCUGGAGUAUUCUCAGGUAG
Rhinocladiella mackenziei CBS 650.93 is the source of this 933-nucleotide messenger RNA. RefSeq lists its product as uncharacterized. Bases 1 to 933 code for a protein of 310 amino acids. NCBI's taxonomy places the organism in Eukaryota, Fungi, Ascomycota, Eurotiomycetes, Chaetothyriales, Herpotrichiellaceae. The record is from RefSeq and is a predicted model, not a curated record. The transcript has a single exon.